This is a messenger RNA of Labrus bergylta (ballan wrasse), 2005 nucleotides long. RefSeq names its product heterogeneous nuclear ribonucleoprotein L-like. Gene Ontology annotation, biological process: regulation of RNA splicing; mRNA processing. Gene Ontology annotation, cellular component: nucleus. Gene Ontology annotation, molecular function: mRNA binding. The record is from RefSeq and is a predicted model, not a curated record. NCBI's taxonomy places the organism in Eukaryota, Metazoa, Chordata, Actinopteri, Labriformes, Labridae.
AAAAAAAAAAAAAUCACUGGUAAUGAAGAACGAUAAAGAGACAGACACAGACUCUGACAAGGACAAGCGAGCAGGCAGACACAGGCGCAGAGGAAGCUGUAAGGGAUAACUUGUGGACAUGGACGUGUCUGUUUGAGCAGACAAACACAACACAACAGGUUCACCGCAGCGGGGAGCAUGUCGACGGUAGAAGGAGCCAGGCAGCGAGAGGAAGGGGACUACGGAAGGGCGGCGAAGCGGCUGAAAACAGAGGAGAGGGAGACGGAGGAGAGAGAGGAGGGGGAGGAGGAGCUGGAGGAGGGGGAGGAUUCGGACACCGGCUCGCUGACCGGUAACGGGGAGUCGACUGCAGACACCCGGGCCCGGUGGAGUGACAACCAGUACGGAGCAGGACGGAGGGAUAAUGGUGAGGACUCCCAUCGCAUCUCUCCAAGCCCGGUGGUCCAUGUCAGGGGUCUGUGUGAGGCGGUGGUGGAAGCUGACCUGAUUGAUGCCCUGGAGAAGUUCGGAUCUAUAUGUUAUGUGAUGAUGAUGCCGUUCAAGCGUCAGGCUCUGGUGGAGUUCUCAGCCGUGGAAAGUGCGGACCGCUGUGUGUCCUGUGGUGCCAAGGAGCCUGUAUACAUUGCAGGCCAACAGGCAUACUUUAAUUACUCCACAUCCAAAAGAAUUACCAGGCCGACCAACGCUGAUAACCCCAACAGUGGCAACAAGGUCCUUCUGCUGUCCAUACAGAACCCACUGUACCCUAUAACCACGGAUGUUCUGUACACAGUAUGUAACCCUAUCGGCAGUGUGCUGAGGAUUGUCAUCUUUAAACGAAAUGGAAUCCAAGCCAUGGUGGAAUUUGAGUCCAUUCAGUGUGCUCAGAAGGCCAAAGCUGCUCUGAACGGAGCGGACAUCUAUGCUGGUUGCUGCACACUCAAGAUUGAAUAUGCAAGGCCAACACGUCUGAAUGUGAUUAAGAAUGACAACGAGAGCUGGGACUACACUAAACCAUACCUGGUCCGACGAGACCGUGGAAAGGGCAGGCAGAGACAAGCCAUUUUAGGGGAACACCCAUCAUCUUACAGUGAUAACGGCUAUGGUCCACCCUGCCCCCUACUGCCUCUACCCGGCAACAGCAGAUACAAGCUCACCUCAGUGGAUGUUCCAGACAUGGUUUCCUACCCUCUGCCCCAAUCAUCAUCCUCGUACUCUGGUCAUGCCCCCAGUUCUGUUGCCAUGGUGAGCGGCCUGCAUUCCUCCAAGAUGAACUGCACACGGAUCUUCAACCUCUUCUGCCUCUACGGCAAUAUUGAGAAGGUGAAGUUCAUGAAGAGUGUUCCUGGUACUGCAUUGGUCGAGAUGGGAGAUGAGUAUGCUGUGGAUCGAGCCAUCACACACCUCAACAGCAUCAAGGUGUUCGGCAAGAGACUCAAUGUUUGUGUGUCUAAGCAGCAUGCAGUGAUCCCAAGUCAGGUGUUUGAGUUGGAGGAUGGCAGCAGCAGUUAUAAGGACUUUGCCAUGACCAGGAACAACCGCUUCAGCAGUGCUGGACAGGCCUCCAAAAACAUCAUCCAGCCUCCAUCUGCAGUGUUACACUACUACAACGUUCCUCCAUGCAUAUCACAGGACCAUUUACUGAGGCUGUGUACGGAGUAUGAUGUGCCUGGCUUUGUCAAAUUCAAGAUGUUUGAUGCCAAACCCUCCUCUAAGACCAUAUCUGGCUUGUUGGAGUUUGAUAGUAAGACGGAGGCUGUGGAGGUUCUUACUGUUCUUAAUCAUUACCAGAUCAGGAUACCCAAUGGGUCCAAUCCAUACACCCUGAAGCUUUGUUUCUCCACCUCAUCUCAUCUUUAAAAGUGGCAGAGCACUGGAAGAAUCUGCCGAGCCCAAUGACGGCUGACCUCUGACAUGAGAGGAGGGGAAGGGACCAUGAGAGGCGGACUCAAAGGAAAGGAAAGGAGAGACGAUCAAAGACAAGUAUGAAAGAAAAAGAGAUUGAGACAGAGAGAGCAAUAGAUGG